This is a messenger RNA of Fopius arisanus, 1935 nucleotides long. Its product is annotated as ataxin-3. Gene Ontology annotation, biological process: protein deubiquitination. The transcript has 6 exons. The record is from RefSeq and is a predicted model, not a curated record. Gene Ontology annotation, molecular function: cysteine-type deubiquitinase activity. The coding region runs from base 660 to 1745 and encodes 361 amino acids. Gene Ontology annotation, cellular component: nucleus. NCBI's taxonomy places the organism in Eukaryota, Metazoa, Arthropoda, Insecta, Hymenoptera, Braconidae.
UUAAAAAAAACAGUGCAAUCACGUAAAAUCCAAUAGUCAGUGAAAAAUAAUUGAUUGAAGAGAAUUUAGCGUGUGGAUUUUGGUUUUGACCAUCAAAAACACUUCGAUUGGAUCUCUGAAACGGGAAUGGAAGUAUCAGAUACAUUGAAUUACGUUCCGUUUUCUAAUCCCGUCAGCUCGAGUGCCGGUUCGUUUGUGAAAACUGCUGCAUCACCUUCCCACCAGUGCCGAACAGCUGCAGAGUGGGGAUGACAUGGAGAUGAGGGGAAGGUGAUAGUGACCGCCGCGCUGUCUCGUGCCGCCUGAGAGAACUUGUCCCCUGUUUUUGGCUUGACAAUACCUGCUUGUAUCAUACGAUCAUACCUUAGAAACCCGCAGAACUGAGCCUCUACUUUAGUCAAUCCACUUUGAGUUUACCAUCUGCUUGACAAUUUCAAUUCCAAAAGUUGAUUAAUUAGUCACUACGAGUCGCUUCUGAUGCUGUAAGCCCUCCACAGACACUCGACACUCACAAAUAUCUUCAAUCUCAGUUGGAACGUACAAAAUAUUUUUGUGAAUGACGUUUGGUCAUCGGUUAAUAUAUUUUUGUGGUUAUUAUUCAAUACAACUGCUCCAAUAAUUUUAUUCCACACACCGGACACCAGGACAAUAGCGUCACAAUGGAGGAGAUAUUUCACGAGAAGCAAGAGGGGUAUUUGUGUGGUCAGCACUGCUUGAAUUCUCUUCUCCAAGGCUCGUAUUUCAAUGCUGUAGACCUGGGAUGUCUUGCCAGACAGUUGGAUGACGAAGAGGAAGCGAGAAUGGCUGAAGCUGGUAUAGACAGUGAAGAUUAUAAAAGAUUUAGAGAACAACCCUCUGGCAAUGUGGACGACAGUGGCUAUUUUUCAGUUCAAGUGAUAAGCAGUGCCCUCAAAGUUUGGGGACUGGAACUGAUACCGUACAACAGCAGAGAGCCCAUAGCUAUCAUCGCACAGAAUGAUCCUACACAAAUGCAGGCGUACAUAUGCAACUACAAAGGUCACUGGUUCACAAUCCGUAAAAUUGGUAAUCAGUGGUUCAAUCUCAACUCUAUUUUAAGUGGCCCUCAGCUUUUAUCCAACACCUACUUGUCGAUGUACUUCGCACAAUUGUUGCAAGAGGGAUAUUCAAUAUUCAUCGUCAUUGGACAAUUGCCAGAGUGCAAGGCCGACGAAAUACUACUGAAGAAUCCAGUAAGAGUUACCCAGAAGUCCGGAAAAGCGAGUAAUGAUGAGGGUAAAGUGUUUGGAUCUGGAGGUCACAGAUUGGGAACGAUGGAGGAGGAUGAGGCGAAGAUACGAGAGGCUGUGGCUGGGUUGGAGGCUGUUAGAGUGCCAUCGAGUUCAAGUGCAGUUGGAAGUACAGCGAAACCAUCAGACAAGCCACGAGAGAGGAUAAUACCAAUUAAAAUUGAAGGUGUGGAGAAGGAGGAGAAUGACGACGAGGAUUUGCAGAGAGCACUGCAGCUCAGUCUCCAGGAUGUCGAUGAGACAACAGACAAACCCCUCAAAUUACGACUGGAUUUAGACACGAAUAAGUCCGAGAGGUUCUUUGAAACGAUCGAGGAGUCCGACGAUGAUGACGAAUUGAGAAAAGCACUUCAAUUGAGUCUCGAGUGUGUUACAGCUCCACCAACUCCAGAUCCUGAGGAUGUACGCUGGAAACGUCUCAGAUAUCUUGGAAUUCAUCCACCCAACAGCGAGCCCUCGACUAAACUAAAUACUUAACAGUGAAACUGCAGCUGAUGGUUAACAUUCGGGAAUUAUCUUCUUUUUAUAUCUCAUCUUUCAAUCAAGUUUACAAUCCACUGUUGUGACUGUCUUUGAUUCCAAUGGAAUUGUAGAAAGAUUAUACACAUAUGAUUGAAAUUGUAAACCUGUGUUCUAAAUAAAUUUCUAUAUUCAUUUUAAUGGUUAA